UUAUAAAUGGGCCCAAGUCUAAGGAUUUUGGAAGAUAAGGCCCAAAUCUAUUCUUAGCGACACGUGGCUCACUCAGGACUUUCUUUCUCACUGUCUUAUAUUAUUAGAAACUUAGCAAAUCAAAAAUCUCUCAUUUUGCAGAUCAAUCUCUUCCUCGUUUCGGUGUUCCGCCGAGUCUCUCUGUCUUCGUCUGUUUAUUCACUUACAAGCGUCUAGCUUCGGGAUCUUCGAUUUUGAUUCAAUUUUUUCAUAUCGCAAAGUUAAUCGGUUUAGAGCUUGAGCUAUGGUGAAGGAGAGCGAGUAUUACGACAUUUUAGGCGUCAAGACUGAUGCGUUAGGUGCUGAGAUUAAAAAAGCUUAUUAUAUCAAAGCAAGGCAAGUUCAUCCCGACAAGAACCCUGGUGAUCCUCAAGCUGCUAGAAACUUUCAGGUACUAGGUGAAGCUUACCAGGUUCUUAGUGAUCCGGAGAAGCGAGCUGCUUAUGACAACUAUGGAAAAGAAGGGGUUCAACAGGAUGCAAUGGUUGAUCCUGCAGCUGUAUUUGGCAUGCUCUUUGGUAGCGAGCUGUUUGAGGAUUACAUUGGGCAACUUGCUCUUGCUUCAAUUGCGUCACUCGACGCAGAGUUAGAAUCGCAGGAGCCUGAGAUUAGAAGAAAGAUGCUUCAAGAGAAGAUCAAAGCGAUGCAAAAGGCAAGGGAAGACAAGCUUGUUGCUACAUUGAAAAUCAAACUUGAACCAUUCGUGGAAGGGCAAACCGAUGAAUUUGUAAAUUGGGCUAACGCUGAGGCAAAGCGGCUCUCCACAGCUGGUUUUGGUGAAGCAAUGCUGCACACCGUGGGUUACAUUUACACUAGAAAAGCUGCGAAAGAACUGGGAAAGGACAAACGUCUCAUGAAAGUACCCUUCUUAGCUGAAUGGGUGCGUGACAAAGGCCACCAGAUCAAAUCUCAAGUCAUGGCUGCUUCUGGUGCGGUUUCGUUACUUCAGUUGCAGGACGAAGUGAGCAAGCUGAAUCAGGGAGAGAACAGAGAGGAGCAUAUUCAGAAAGCCAUUGAAGCUAAAAAGGAUGCAAUGCUUCAAUCCCUUUGGCAGAUCAAUGUGCUUGACAUUGAAUCAACCUUAUCUCGUGUCUGCCUAGCGGUCCUUAAAGAUCCAAGUGUUUCAAAGGAUGUUCUUCGAGCUAGAGCUAGAGGAUUGAGGAAGCUCGGAAACAUUUUCCAGGGUUCUAAAAAACGGUACUCGAGAGAGAACAGUUUGCGUCACGAAGAAGCCGCCGUGAAACUUCACGCCGGCGAUUCCUCGAAACCGGCCACGUAAAUCAAGAAAGCCAUAAUACGUUCUUAGCGGUUUGAAACAAAACGAUCGGUUUUUAAGAUUCUUGAGUGUAUUGUAACGAUUUCUAUUUUUCUUUUAUUCUUUUAAGUUCUGAAAUUAAUAUUAUGGGAAGUGAUGGUUUCGUCUUCAUAUUCCCUUUCUUCUCUUCUCUGAAUCUUUUACUUCCGUGUUGGCUUCACAAAACUCCAGGUCGCGUAUCCUGUAAGAUAAAAAUAGACAGGGACAAGGCUUUUUCUGUAUUUUAUAAAUUGGGCCCUCGAAUAUUAUAAAUAUUUC
Molecule: messenger RNA, 1612 nt
Organism: Thlaspi arvense
Lineage: Eukaryota; Viridiplantae; Streptophyta; Magnoliopsida; Brassicales; Brassicaceae
Source: the annotation of a GenBank genome assembly